UAUAAUUAAAAAUUCAAAUUUUAGGUCUUACAUCGGUAAUCACAUAACAAUUGAGUCACAUGUCUGUAGAUCUUCCUCCUUUUUAUAAAACUUCGUGGAAAGAGCUGAAGUACUAACCAUUUUAUUCAAUAGUUCAAUGGCAAAGGACAAAUUGAAUUACAACCAUACCAUUUCCGUUUCCUUCACCUUUAUAAUCUGUCCAGCAGCCCGAUCAAUCACCAACUCAUUAUGGCUAACCUCUUCCGCAAACAAGCUCAGAGUUAUGCCACCGCCCGUCCAACUUACCCGCUGGAGCUCUUCCGGUACAUCGCCUCGAAAUGUCCCGGCCGCCGCCUCGCUUGGGACGCCGGCACCGGCAGCGGCCAAGCUGCCGCCUCCCUCUCCGCGGGCCCGGGCAGGGGCAACGCUGCCGCCUCCCUCUCCUCCAUCUUUGACUCCGUCAUAGCGACGGACGUCAGCCCAGAGCAACUCUCCCACACCCCAUCCCAAAUCCCCAACAUCCGCUUCAUCCUCACCCCUCCCUUCCUCCCCCUCGCCGAUCUCCACCGCCUCGUCGCUCCUCCCGCCUCCAUCGACCUCAUCACAGUCGCACAGGCUCUGCAUUGGUUCGAUCUCCCUACAUUCUUUGCGCAGGCACGAUCGAUGUUGAGUCCAGGCGGGGUUCUGGCGGCGUGGUGUUACACGAGGGCAGUGAUCGACGACGGGAGAUCUAGGGCGGAUGAGAUCUACCGGGAAAUUUAUGCGGAAUCAGGGCCGUAUUGGGCAGAGGAAAGGAAGAUGGUAGAGGAAGGGUAUGUGGGAGUGGAGUUUCCGUUUAGGGCAGUGGAGGGGGAGGAAGGCACGGGGCCUGUUGUGAGGUUUGCGACGGAGAGGGAGAUGACGGCGGCAGAUUUUUUGGAGUAUGUGAGGUCCUGGUCGGCGUAUCAGACGGCGAGGGAGAAAGGGGUGGAGCUUUUGACCGACGAGGUUAAGGAAGAGUUGGGAAGAGCGCGGGGAGACGACGGAGAGGAGACCAAACUUGUUAGGUUUCCCAUUAGCUUGAGGAUUGGGAGGAUUUGA
Messenger RNA from Phalaenopsis equestris, 1059 nucleotides. Its product is annotated as putative methyltransferase DDB_G0268948. The transcript has a single exon. Lineage: Eukaryota; Viridiplantae; Streptophyta; Magnoliopsida; Asparagales; Orchidaceae. The record is from RefSeq and is a predicted model, not a curated record. The coding region runs from base 229 to 1059 and encodes 276 amino acids. Gene Ontology annotation, molecular function: S-adenosylmethionine-dependent methyltransferase activity.